Messenger RNA from Oncorhynchus keta (chum salmon), 5681 nucleotides. RefSeq names its product TBC1 domain family member 24-like. The record is from RefSeq and is a predicted model, not a curated record. The transcript has 9 exons. NCBI's taxonomy places the organism in Eukaryota, Metazoa, Chordata, Actinopteri, Salmoniformes, Salmonidae. The coding region runs from base 124 to 2499 and encodes 791 amino acids.
GUUACCUUUGCAGGAUUCCCUCCUGUCCUCUGUUGUCUGUUUCUUUCAUGAAUAUUCUCUGCAAUUUCUUGAACAAGGCGGCAAGUGGCAUCAUAAUUCUGUAACCUACAAAAACCAGGGCACAUGGAAAACAUUGGGAAGUAUACCACCACUGGAGACUGUCUUGUCAUUGAUAUAGAGGAGAACUUGACAUUUGCAGAGGAGAAUACUGUACCAGGCAGCAUGAUCCAUGUUUCAAGAACGCCCAAGUUCUCCACUUGUGGGACUAUAAGUUUAGAUCCGUCUCCUAUGGAAACAACCGCUGUCCCGGACCAGGACUUGAGCUCAGCAGCCAGACACAGACGACCCAGGUCCCAUUCCUACUACAGCCCAGAGGACGCCAAAAAGUAUGGCGUCGAGACGGCGACAGAUGAGAACGUUGUCAGGCCACGCUCCAGGUCUUUCUAUAGUUAUGAGACGUCUGAGCUCUACAGAGAGGGGAACUUUACCAGGUCCAACGCCAUGAGGCCGAGAUCCAACUCCCUGGAGAAGAGUGGGGACAGGAAGAUGGAGAAUAGUGCGGAUGGGAAUCAGGGGAACAUGGCUCGGCUCAACAAGAGAUCCAAGUCCAACACCAACAAACACUUGCCAUUCAGAGAUCUCAAUGGCAGAAGAGGCAGUCUGAAGGGUGUCCCCAUGAUGACCAUCUCUGAAUCAGAGAACUGGGAGAUCAGCUCCUGUUCUGGCAUGAAGUAUGGCCAGUUUGUGGACUGGGAGAAGAUCGACCCUGAAUCUUCAGAGCGCUACCAGAGGAUUCUGAAGUCGGACCACCAGGAGCUGAAGACCAUGGGUCGAUCAGGGUUCUGGGCCAUGCCCCAUACACUAAGGGCCAAGGCCUAUUAUCAUAUAAUUCAUGGUAUCAACUGCAGGGCCAUCAACCCAGAUCGAGAUCGUUACCAGGAUGUGGCCAAGAAGCUCUUCGGGGAGCAGAAGAUGAGCACACACCCGUUCCCUGAGUACAUGGAUGAUGGCGUGAUCCCUAGGUACUGCCUCAACGAAGCUGGUCUCAAUUCUGUCAAAAAGGUCCUCCUCUGCAUCGGCAAGCACUUUCCGGACAUCAACUUCUGCCCAAUCCUCCCAGCCUUGGUGUCUCUCCUCCUGCAUUUCAGUGAAGAUGAAGCCGAGUGCUUCCACAGUAUCUGCCGCCUUAUCGCCUACAAUGACCCCAACAAGCGCUACAUCGACCAGACAUUCCUCACCUACCGGGCCUCCUGCAUGACCUUCGGCGACUUGGCCAACAAGUACUGCCGCGGCAUCCGCAAGCUCAUCGCCAGCUCCCACCAGAACCUCUUUGAGUUCUACUCUGAUUGGAUCAUGUGGAUCUUUGCCGACCUCCCCUUCACAUACGCUAUCAGGGUCCUGGAUGUCUAUCUCCUGGAGGGUUAUAAGGUUCUCUACAGGGUGGCUCUGGCUCUUCUCAGCUUGUACAAGGUCUCGGUUUCGUCUCGUGUCGCCGACGUGGAGGACUUCAGGCGAGACAUGAAGAGCUUUGUGGAGAAUGUGGCACGUCACUGCACGGUGGAGAAGCUGCUGGAGCGGGCCUUCAGUGUCCAACUGGCCACGCGGAGGGAGCUCAACCUACUGUUCAACGCUAACAAGGACUCUCUCAUGCAGAAGGGUAUCAGUAUCCACCAGAAAAGGCAGUCGUGCCAGGUAGUGGAUUUUGACAGCUUCAGCUCCAGCGUUGUCACAGGGACAGAGAUGAGGAUUGUCUGGGCCUGGAUCCCUGAACGCUUUGCCCUCUUCAAUCCCAAAAGGCUGUUCAGCACCAACGAACAUGGCCGAAGCCUGGCCUCAUUUUAUUCCUGUGUUGAGGGGCAUGAGCCAGCGAUCUUGCUUCUGAAAACUGUGGAUGAAGAGGUCUGUGGUGCCUUCCUGUCGACAGAUUUGAUUGAGCGGAAAAAGUAUGAUUCAGAAGAACCUGUGUAUUUUGGGACUGGGGAGAGCUUUGUUUUCACGCUUCGUCCAGGCAUGGAGCGCUACCAACGGGCUGUGGUUCACAUUACGGCCAAGAGACAACCUUCUCCAGACCUUCGAGCUGCUCGGGUCUGUGUAUACACUUCCUCUGGUAAAGAGGACUCCUCCUCUACCCCACUCUCCACCACCUCUACUACCAACCACACCACCCUGACCUGUCCAUCCGGGACCCUCCAGGUCCCCAGCUACCUGACCAUCCCCUUCACCGCCUCCUCCCCCGGACCUCUCUCCCCCUCACCCAAGAGGGCCAAGGAACAAGGGGCCUCCAUGUUCAUCGCCGGAGACCACGAAAGGCUAGUCAUUGGUGGAGAUGGGGGUCACGCUCUCUGCCUCCAGGCUGAUCUGGAGGGGGGCUACACGGAGCGAUGUGACACCUUCGAGAGCGCCCCUCUCUGCAAGAGACACUUCAAGAUCCGAUCACUGGAAGUGUGGGGAAUUCAGAACUCUAUCUCGUUCUCACACUACUUCUCUUACUGUCAUUAAAAGAGGAGGCUGACAUAUGUUUCCCCCUCUUAUAUGAAAUUCUCCUAAUUUCUCCUAAUUCCAUUUCUCCUAAUUUCUCCUAAUUCCAUUGUCCAUUUGAUUAGACUGUAUUUUUCUUAGUUAUCUGUGUUGAUGACAAUGACCCAUAGGCUAAACUAAACAGGGUUUUUACAGUGCAUUCGGAAAGUAUUCACAAUGCUUGACUUUUUCCAUAUUUUGUUAUGUUACAGCCUUAAUCUAAAAUUGAUAAAAUCAUUUUUUCCCCUCAUCAAUCUACACAUAAUGACAAAGCGAAAACAGGUUUUUAGACAUUUUUGUAAAUGUAUUCAAAAUAAAAAACUGAAAUAUAACAUUUACAAAAGUAUUCACACCCUUUACUCAGUACUUUGUUGAAGCACCUUUGGCAGCGAUUACAGCCUUGAGUCUUCUUGGGUAUGCUUGGCACACCUUGGCACACCUGUAUUUGGGGAGUUUCUCCCAUUCUUCUCUGCAGAUCCUCUCAAGCUCUGUCAGGUUGGAUGGGGAGUGUCGAUGCACAGCUCUUUUUAGGUCUCUCCAGAGAUGUUUGAUCGGGUUCAAGUCCAGGUUCUGGCUGGGCCACUCAAGGACAUUCAGAGACUUGUCCUAAAGCCACUCGUGCAUUGUCUUGGCUGUGUGCUUAGUGUUGUUGUCCUGUUGGAAAGUGAACCUUCACCCCAGUCUGAGGUCCUGAGCUUUCUAGAGCAGGUUUUCAUCAAGGAUCUCUCUGACGGAUCUCACCCAGUCUCUGCCACUUUAAAAAAUCCCCACAGCAUGAUACUGCCAUCACCAUACUUCACUGUAGGGAUGGUGACACUUGGCAUUUAGACCAAAUAGUUCAAUCUUCAUCAUCUUGUUUCUCAUGGUCUGAGAGUCCUUUAGGUGACUUUUGGCAAACUCUAAGCGGGCUGUCAUGUGUCUUUUACUGGCUUCAGCUGGCCACUCUAAAGGCCUGAUUGGUGGAGUGCUGCAGAGAUGCUUGUCCUUCUGGAAGGUUCUCCCAUUUCCACAGAGGAACUCUGGAGCUCUGUCAGAGUGACCAUCGGGUUCUUGGUCACCUACCUGACCAAGGCAAAUUUUCCCCCGAUUGCUCAGUUUGGACUGACGGCCAGCUCUAGGAAGAGUGUUGGGGGUUUCAAACAUCUUCCAUUUAAGAAUGAUGGAGGCCACUGUGUCUUGGGGACCUUCAAUGCUGCAGAAAUUUGGUACCCUCCAGAUCUGUGCCUCGACACAAUCCUGUUUCGGAGCUUUUCUGACAAUUCCUUUGACGUCAUGGCUUGGUUUUUGCUCUGACAUGCACUGUCAACUGUGAGACUUUAUAUAGACAGAUGUGUGCCUUUCCAAAUCAUGUUCAAUCAAUUGAAUUUAUCACAGGCGGACUCCAAUUGUCACGACUAGUCAAAGUGGGUGGAAUCAGGCGCAGAGAGCAAAUAGUGAAUAGUAGUUUAUUCUCCGGUGAACAAAAAUAAACACGGACAACCCAAAAAACAAACAGGGUGAAAAUAUCCAAAACAGGAUAACAGACAAACCGGAGAAAUAAAACACAAAAACACCGACAGCCGAAACGAAAAUGACAAAAACAAACAAUCCCGCACAAAACAAGGGCGGGACAACCUACAUUAUAUACAGAUACUAAUUAACUACCACACAGGUGAAAACAAUCAGACAAAACCAACAGAUAACCGAAAAGGGAUCGGUAGUGGCUAAUAGGACGGUGACGACGACCGCCGAGCACAGCCUGAACGGGCAGGAGAGCCAACCUCGGCGGAAGUCGUGACACCAAUCAAGUGGUAGAAACAUCUCAAGGAUGAUCAAUGGAAACAGGAUGCACCUGAGUAAAAUUUUGAGUCUCAUAGCAAAGGGUCUGAAUGCUUGUGUAAAUGAGGUAUUUCUGAUUUUUAUUUUUAAUACAUUUGCUAAAAUCCUACAAACCUUUUUUUGCUUUGUCUUUAUGGGGUAUUGUGUGUAGAUUGAUGAGGGAAAAAAACUAUUUAAUCAAUUUUAGAAUAACAAAAUGUGGAAAAAGUAAAGGGAUCUGAAUACUUUCUGAAUGCACUGUAUUUGAAUUGUAUGCUAUGUUUGUUUGUUGAUUAUUCAUAUACUUCUCGAUGAAUGUAUAUAUUUGUGCAUAUAUUAAUGGGGUUGCAAAGGGAGGAUAUACGUGGCCUUCAGAAAGUAUUCACAUCCCUUUACUUUUUCCACGUUGUUCUGUUACAAAGUGUGAUUAAAAUUGAUUUAAUUUCAAUUUUUUGUAAAAUAUCUACACAACAUACUCUAAUGUCAAAGUGAAAGAAAAGAAAAACUAUCAUUAUUAUUAGAAAUUAACCCAGCAAUACUUGUUGAUUAAAUAAGUAUUCAACUCUCUGAGUCAAUACAUGUUACAAUCCCCUUUGGCAGCUAUUACAGCUGUGAGUCUUUCUGGGUAAGUCUCUAAGAGCUUUGGACACCUAGAUUGUACAAUAUUUGCCCAUUAUUCUUUAAAAAAUGUGUCAAGCUCUGUCAAGUUGGUUGUUGAUCAUUGCCAUACGGCCAGUUUCAAGACUUGCCAUGGAUUUUCAAGACGAUUUAAGUCAAAACUGUAACUAGGCCACUCAGAAACCUUCAAUGACAUCUUGGUAAGCAACUCCAGUGUAUAUGUGCCCUUGUGUUUUAAGUUAUUGUCCUGCUGAAAGGUGAAUUUGUCUCCCAGUGUCUGUUGGAAAGCAGACUGAACCAGGUUUUUCUCUAGGAUUUUGCCUGUGCUUAGCUCUAUUACGUUUCUUUUUAUCCCCCCCAAAAACUCCCUAGUAUGACAAGCAUACCAAUAACAUGAUGCAGCACCACCAUGUUUGAAAAUAUGAAGAGUGGUACUCAGUGAUGUGUUGUGUUGGAUUUGCCACAAACAUCAUAUUUAGGACAAAAACUGAAAUUCUUUGCCACAUGUUUUGCAGUAUUAUUUAGUGCCUCGUUGCAAACAGGAUGCAUGUUUGUGAAUAUUUUUUUAAAUUCUGUACAAGCUUCCUUUUACUCUGUCAUUUAUGUUGGUAUUGUAGAUUUAUGUUUGUGUUGUUGAUCCAUCCUCAGAUAUCUCCAAUCACAGCCAUGAACUCUAACUGUUUUCAAAUCACCAUUGACUUGGUGUAUUGAUACUCCAUCCAAAGUAUUAAAUUAAUAACUGCACCAUG